UGCAUGGGUUGGCGGCGUAGGGAGUGGUAUCGCGGCGUUUCUAAUCAAAGUUUCUUCGAAGAUGUAUGUUCGGUUUUGAUUAUAUUCUUGUGUAGUGUAGUUACUGUGAAUAGUUAAAUUUGGGAUUCCUGCAACAAAAUUUAACAUGAGAACGUUACACGCUUUAAAUGUUCUAGUUGUUUUUUCAUUUGUUCGAUGCCAAGAAGGAUACUACAAUGUUAUUGGUCCGAGAACGAUUCGCCCGAACAGCGAAUAUCACGCAGCCAUCAGUGUCCAUGGGACAACGCAAUCCACAUCGAUUACAGCCACUUUGCAAGGGCAAUCGCUUAGAGGGGCGCCUCUUUUUAUGCAAUAUAAAGAUAUCGUGCAACCUCAAUCCAGCACUAUUUGUCGAUUCGAGGUAGGUGACAUUGAAGAUGGAGACUACAAACUUCACAUAACGGGAUUCGGGGGCACCAACUUCGCGUCAGAUUUUCCGCUCGAAUUUGUCAAGAAAAGUUACUCUGUGUUCAUUCAAACGGAUCGAGCAGUUUACGAGCCUGGUUCCACCGUAAUGUUCAGGGCGAUUAUCUUAAAUCCGGCCCUGAAACCCGCCGCCGAAGUCAGGAACGAACCACUACAUAUUCAAAUAGCGGACGGCAAUGGAAACAAAGUUAAGCAGUGGACGAACGUAGCAGCCCCCAAGGGCGUAUUCUCCGGAGACCUCAAACUGAGUGCAAGUCCAGUUUUGGGACACUGGAAUAUAUCCGUUAUAAUCCACGGCCAAACCUAUAGCAAAUCGAUUGAGGUUGCCGAGUACAUACGGCCAAAGUUCAAAGUAGACGUUGAAGCUCCGAGACAUAUUACGUUCAAAGAAAACAUCCUUAGCGUGAAUAUAAACGCCAAAUACAACUACGGCAAGAAUGUCACGGGAGAGGCAACAGUUACAGUUUACCCGACGAUAUACUCGGGAGUAAUCCAGCCGAUUUUCCAGAACCCGAUCCGCAAGGUUGUGAAAAUCGAUGGUACGAUUUCGGUUGAUUUCAACAUCGAAAACGAUUUAGGUCUCAACGAUGAAUACGAAAGAACUGUCAUCGUUGACGUGACGAUCGAGGAAUUGCCCACGGGCAGAAGGCAAAAUAACAGCGUCGAUGUACACAUACACAAAUACGACUACAAAAUGGAGAUAAUAAAAACGUCCGAUUACUUUAAGCCGGGAUUCAAAUAUGAGGUGUAUAUCAAGGUCUCAAAUCACGACGGAACAGUUAUUAAACCUGAUCAAAGAGAAGUUACAGUGAGACACGGAUUUUCCAGAGCUGACGAAGUAUAUGCGACAAAUAUUCACAAAAUCGAUGACAAUGGUAUUAUCAAGUUGGAAUAUUUGACUCCAAUAAAUGUUACCAACACAACUGCGUUAAGGAUAGAGGCUGGAUAUAAAGACUUGAAGGAACGCAUGUCUCCUGUUCCAGCUGCAGUGUCGUAUUCAGACACGUUUUUGCAGCUAACGCUAGAAACCGAAACACCGAAGACCCUUUCAGAUGUUAACGUAGUGGUCAAUUGUAGCGAACCGCUAAGAUAUAUAAAUUACGUUCUUCUAGCUAGAGGGGACGUACUGUUAACUAACACCUUUCAAAUAGAUAACAAGAAAGUGUUUAGGUUCCAUUUUACGGCCGUUCCCAUUAUGGUUCCGUUAUCUCAUCUAAUCGUCUACUACAUAAAAGAAGAUGGUGAAUUCAUAGGAGAUGUCAUUGAUAUAGAAGUCGACGAUUUAUUUGAAAAUUUUGUCAACGUCGAUGUAAAUACUGACGAAACAGAGCCUGACUUGGACGUUGAGUUGACCAUCAGAGCUCGACAGAAUUCGUAUAUAGGUCUUAUGGCGGUGGACGAGAAUGCCCAUAACAUAAGGGGCGGGUACGACGUUACUCCGAAAGAUGUCGUCACGGAACUAUUGAGGUACGAUAUCGCAGACAGGUCUCCGUAUUUCUCGGUUAUGAAAGACGCCAAGAGCCAUUUUUCCUGGAAACCGGGCGGCAGCAAUCCACAUUCGGGAAUUUUCGAGGCUGGAGCUGACAUCAUCACCAAUGCCCAUAUAAAUCGGCACAAGCCCACGCUGGAGGAUAUUUACUUGCGGCCGGUAUUCUACGGAUCCUCAACCGUCAAACCAGAUCGAGGAGUGGGUUUACCAUUUCACACAGUCACCAGACCGCCUCUAGCCGGUCCCUACGCAUUUAGCAGGAUUCCAAAACCAGUGUGGAACAAACCCAAAGUAUACCUGACCGAAAACGUGGCGCAAACUUGGAUUUUCACCAACUUUUCAUCGGGAUAUGAGGGCAAAACCUCUAUAAGACGAAAGGCACCAUCGACCCUAAACAGUUGGCUUAUUAGUGGCUUUUCUCUUGAUCCGAUAAUGGGAAUCGCGCUAAUGGCACAGCCUAAAAAACUGAAAGUGGCGAAAUCGUUCGUGGUGAGUCUCGAUUUACCCUACUCUGUGCAAAAAGGAGAGAUUUUGGCGGUUCCGGUUGUAAUUUCGAAUUAUAAUGGGCCAGAUUUCACGGCGGAAAUCACGCUACACAACACGGAACAAAACUUCGAGUUUGCCGAAGUCUCGAACGACGUGAAUGCGACGAAGAAAAUAGAAUUGUACAAAAGAAAAAAGGUCAACGUCAAGAAAAACGGCGGUGCAGCUGUAUCGUUCAUGAUUACCACACUCAAAGCUGGAAUGAUCGAAAUCAAGGUUACGGCAAAUAGUCCGAGAAACCAAGGCACAAUUAUCAAGCACCUAAAAGUAGAGGUCGGUGGAGAAACCGAAUAUUAUUCCAAAUCAGUGCUGAUCGACAUGCGACAAUCGAAUCCUUACAAGAAAUCUAUCAACUUCACCGUUCCGAAAAAUGCGAUUGAGGGUUCCGAAAAAAUAGAAGUGUCUGCGGUGGGUGAUUUGCUGGGAUCCUCGAUGAUCCACUUAGAAAAUCUGAUACGAUUAUCCACGGGCUGCGGGGAACAGAAUUUGGUUCACAUUAUGCCGAAUCUGAUCAUUUUGCAAUAUUUGAGAAACAGCCGCCAAUUAAAUCCAACUAUAGAAAACGAGGCCUUGAGCUUUUUGGAAAGGAGCUAUCAACAACAGCUGACUUAUAAACGUAAAGAUGGAUCGUUCAGCGCAUUCGGAGAGAGAGACGAUAACGGCAGUGUGUGGUUAACCGCUUACGUGGUGUUGGCAUUGAAACAAGCUAAGCAAUUUAUAUACGUGGACAAUAAUAUUAUAAACACAGCCCUCGACUGGCUGGUGAAUAUUCAAGGAAACAAUGGAAGUUUUGUAGAAGUAGGAACGGUCAUAUAUGAAGACAUGCAAAGCAGAGACGGAAACAGUUUGAGUUUAACGGCCUUUACGACUUUAGCAUUUCUAGAAAAUCAAAGAAGCUACAGUGAGAACUAUACCAACGUAAUCUACAAAAGUUUAGAUUAUAUAACGAGCAACAUGAACGAAGACGAGUCGUCGUACGCUAUCGCCAUUUGUAAUUACGUUCUCCACGUCGCCAAGCAUACUUCUCGACAAAGUACCUCGAAUUUACUGGAUUCGAGAGCGAAUAGUAAAAACGAUAUGAAAUGGUGGACCAAAGGUCUACCUGGCGACGACGCGAAAAACCCAUGGACAAGACUGCCGAGAUCUAUAGAUAUUGAAAUGACUUCGUACGCACUUUUGGCCCUUAUCGAAGCUAAUUUAGUAGAUGAUGCGGUGCCCGUGUUGAAUUGGUUGAUCAAUCAACAAAAUAAUCUUGGAGGAUUUGCAUCUUCACGUGAUACAGCCACCGGACUGCAAGCUCUCUACAAGAUGGUGUCGAGGCUAACAUUACCCACCAAUUUACAAAUCAAUUUUACUUACAAUAAGGGCAAGUCCAACAAAUUCAACGUAAACACGAACAACGCAAUGAUUCUUCAAUCAACCGAAAUCGAUAAAGAUUCGAGAGAAGUGAAUGUGACAGCAACAGGCAGCGGUUUUGGAAUAUUCAGGGUGUCGUACCAAUAUAACAUGAAUGUUACCGGACCGUGGCCCUUAUUCACUUUGGAUCCCCAGGUUGACAAAAACUCAAACAUAGACCAUCUACAGUUGUCAAUUUGUGUAGCGUUCGUAAGUAGAAAUCUCUCGUACACUCCGCUAAGUAACAUGGCGGUGAUGGAGGUAACGCUACCGUCAGGAUUCACUGCUGAUAGGGAUUCGCUGCCAAGUUUAGAGGUUUCUCAGAACGUCCAAAAAGUGGAAACGAGUCACGGGGAUACUAAAGUGAUCCUAUAUUUUAACAAUCUGACGGUAAUCGAGUACUGUCCAACCGUGUCAGCUUACCGAACGCACAAAGUUGCAAAGCAAAAACCCGUAUCAGCAGUGGUUUAUGAUUAUUACGAUACGUCACGGAGAGCGAGAAUAUUCUACUGGGGUCCGAGGGCCACUUUGUGUGAUAUAUGCGAGCAAGAGCAUUGCGGAGACAUUUGUUCUGCAAUGGCCAAUCGGCAGAGAAGUUCGAACGGAAGCAACAGUAGUGAUAACGACAACGAUGGAUCCACGGGGCUCGAAAUAGGGAUAGGCCUAUUAAUUGUCAUGUGUCUAACUGUAAUAACUUUUCGGUAGAAUUUUACCGCAAUUUGUAUUUGUAUACAAUUUGUACGUUGUAUACUCAGUAACGAAGGAUUUCCAUCUCAAUCAACAGCAUACUAGCAAACUGAAAACAUCAUUCCAUGCUUUUUGUGAUGCAUUGAGGUUUCUAUAAAUACAGACUUUAUAGUCAAAGGUCCUAAUUCUACCCUACCAAAUAUAAUUAAAUUUGCAAGAAACGGAUGUUUAAAAUAUAAAAAAAAUUGUCAGAGUGUAAAUUGCAAAUACUAUAAAUUCCUAAUUUAUUAGAAGUCUGCACCAACGCCAUUUUAAUAACUACCCUCAGAAUAUUCAGAAUAUAUAAACUUCAGUCAGUUAUACAAUAUAACUUCAAUAACAAGAUCAGAUUGGGACAAUCAUUGGAAGAAAAGUCAUUACACUGGCAACAAUAAUCAUAAUUAAACCGAAAUAACAAAUACUGUGAUUUAAUCAAAUUAAGAUAUGUAUUAUAGCUUAUGUCAAAUUUGUAUCUACUUAAUAGCAAAAUAUUUAAAUUUUAUAUACCUAUUUAACUGAGAAAUGCGAUUCAUUUCAUUAUGUCUAAUCGAUAAUGUCUAACACAAUUAAGUAAAUAUAUAGUUUCUCAAAUCCUACCUUUUUGUUAUUUUCACAGAUUCGAAAUUCCUCAGUAAACUUGAAAACCCGCGUUGGCAUUGAUCAGUAACAAUGGCAAACAAUAAAAGAAAGGCCUAGUGUAACCACAACUUUUAACAUAGAAGUUAAGGAGUGAUAGAGAUGCCAACAAUUUUGUGAUCAGUGCGUUAUUUACGCUCAUUUAUGAAAAUCCGUUGGGCAAAGUGACAUUAGGGUUAUUCACAUGUAUAUUUUAUUUGGACGUCUAUGGUCAUUCGCAUUGGGUAAAAAGUUUCUCGUUUAGACAAAUACUGAAGACUACCAUUAUUUUUCUGUUAAACCAAUCAACGGAAAUAAUAUACGUAUUAACGAAAUAAAUUUUAUGAACCAUUUAGGCACGAGCGGACCGCAGCUUGAGUUUAAUAAACGAAUGUCUAAAGUUUAAUAAACAUGUUGUCAAUAGUACAUAUAUACUUUUCUACUGAAAACAUCAUGUAAGUAGGUAGUAAUCUGCCGAGCUCAGUUUGACUUAAUAAACACUGAAUAUACUC
Messenger RNA from Cylas formicarius (sweet potato weevil), 5745 nucleotides. Its product is annotated as CD109 antigen-like. The transcript has 18 exons. Gene Ontology annotation, cellular component: extracellular region. NCBI's taxonomy places the organism in Eukaryota, Metazoa, Arthropoda, Insecta, Coleoptera, Brentidae. The coding region runs from base 146 to 4597 and encodes 1483 amino acids. The record is from RefSeq and is a predicted model, not a curated record. Gene Ontology annotation, molecular function: endopeptidase inhibitor activity.